Messenger RNA from Balearica regulorum gibbericeps (East African grey crowned-crane), 1348 nucleotides. The record is from RefSeq and is a predicted model, not a curated record. Lineage: Eukaryota; Metazoa; Chordata; Aves; Gruiformes; Gruidae.
GUUUCCUGAACAGGACGGCCAUCUCCCACUUCUGGGCCAUGGACCUGGAUGUCCAGCAUCGCUACCAGCAGCUGGGCACCAGCCUGAAGCUGCUCUCCAGGAAAACCCACCGACUAAUCCGGCGGCUCUUCAACCUCAGCAAACGCUGCCACCGGCAACCUCGCUUCAAACUGCCGAAGGAGAGGUCCCUCCCUUACUGGUGGAGCCGUGCGCAGUCGCUCCUGUACUGCAGCGAGACCGCCGUGCCUGGGACUUUCCUGGAAGAAAGCCACAGCUGCACGUGUCCCUCAGACCAGCCCUCCUGCCAGGGGUCCAUACCGUGUGCCUUGGGCGAGGGACCAGCCUGCGCCAGCUGUGCCGAGGACAACAGCACCCGCUGCGGGACUUGCAACCACGGCUACGUGCUCACCCAGGGCUUCUGCCGCCCCGAGGUGGCCGACUCGCUGGAGCAUUACCUGGGGUUGGAGACGGAUCUGCAGGACUUGGAGCUCAAGUACCUCCUGCAGAAACGGGACAGCCGCAUUGAGGUUCACUCCAUCUUCAUCAGUAACGACAUGCGCCUGGGGAGCUGGUUCGACCCCUCCUGGAGGAAGCGCAUGCUCUUGACCCUGAAGAGCAACAAGUACAAGCCGGGGCUGGUUCACGUGAUGUUGGCCCUCUCCCUGCAGAUCUGCCUCACCAAGAACAGCACGCUGGAGCCCGUCAUGGCCAUCUACGUCAACCCCUUUGGGGGAAGCCAUUCGGAGAGCUGGUUCAUGCCUGUCAAUGAGGGCAGCUUCCCAGACUGGGAAAGGACUAAUGUAGAUGCCUCUGCCCAGUGCCAAAACUGGACACUCACCUUGGGCAACAAGUGGAAGACUUUUUUUGAAACCGUCCACGUCUACUUGCGGAGCCGCAUCAAGUCUCUGGAUGACAGCUCCAACGAGACGAUCUACUACGAACCCUUGGAGAUGGCAGAUCCCUCCAAGAACCUGGGAUACAUGAAAAUCAACAGCCUUCAAGUCUUCGGCUACAGCCUGCCCUUUGAAGCAGACGCUAUUCGUGACCUGAUCCUUCAGCUGGACUACCCCUAUACCCAGGGCUCCCAGGACUCGGCCAUGCUCCAGCUGUUGGAGAUCAGGGACCGAGUGAACAGGUUGUCACCCCCUGGCAAAACCCGCCUCGACCUCUUCACUUGCUUGCUCCGCCACAGGCUCAAGUUGGCCAACAACGAGGUGGCAAGGAUCCAGUCCUCCUUGAGGGCCUUCAACGCCAAGCUGCCCAACGCGAUAGAGCAGGAGACGGGCAAGCUCUGCAGCUAACGGCCAGGGCUGCUCAGAUCUUGGAGUGAGGGGGCCAGGAGAAAGAA